Nymphaea colorata (pocket water lily) is the source of this 1843-nucleotide messenger RNA. RefSeq names its product probable N-acetyl-gamma-glutamyl-phosphate reductase, chloroplastic. The record is from RefSeq and is a predicted model, not a curated record. The coding region runs from base 283 to 1503 and encodes 406 amino acids. Lineage: Eukaryota; Viridiplantae; Streptophyta; Magnoliopsida; Nymphaeales; Nymphaeaceae. The transcript has 14 exons. Gene Ontology annotation, biological process: L-arginine biosynthetic process. Gene Ontology annotation, molecular function: NADP+ binding; N-acetyl-gamma-glutamyl-phosphate reductase (NADP+) activity; NAD binding.
AGCGGGAAGAGAUUGCGUUGCGGGGGAAAGGGAAAAACCCACGACAGAAAAGAACAAAGAAAUAUUGUCUUCCACUUGGUAGACUUCAUUACAGUGGAACCGAGUAGAAGCGCUAACCCUAAUCCUAUCAAAAAGCUCAAAGUCGAUCGUUGGAUUGUGUUCCGUCCCAGUUGUUACUUCGGAUUUCUGAAUAAUUGCUCCGAUUUUGGCCGGAUUGACAGGGGAGCGCGUAUCUGACCGCGGAAUCUAAUUCGCAAGGUGGGCUGCUCGCAAAUCGCAGAAAUGAGCUCCGUGACAUUUGGAUCAGUCCAUGUGGAUUAUGGAUGCACAUGGAAGAAUGGACGAAAAGCUUCUCUACUUCCAAAAUUUGGGAAGCGGAAUUCAAGCAUGCUCCUUGUGAGGGCCUCAGUAGUUUCACCUUCGCAGACCUUCCCCUCGACUGGCCAAGAAAGUAAGAAAUCUUCAGAGACUGUUAGGGUGGGCGUGCUCGGUGCAAGUGGAUAUACAGGUUCCGAGAUCGUGAGGCUUUUAGCAAACCAUCCAAACUUUAAAAUCACACUUAUGACUGCUGACAGAAAAGCUGGACAAUCUCUUGGAUCUGUGUUUCCUCACUUGAUUACACAAGAGUUGCCAAAGAUGAUUGCCGUCAAAGAUGCCAACUUCUCUGAAGUUGAUGCUGUGUUUUGCUGUUUGCCACAUGGAACAACUCAGGAAAUCAUUAAAGGUCUUCCAAGGGGGAUAAAAAUUGUUGAUCUUUCUGCGGAUUUUCGGCUCCGUAACAUUGAUGAAUAUGAGGAGUGGUAUGGGCAACCUCACAGAGCACCAGAAUUGCAAAAAGAAGCUGUAUAUGGAUUGACGGAGAUUUUGAGGGAUGACAUCAGAAAUGCUCGUCUAGUUGCUAAUCCUGGUUGCUAUCCAACAUCUAUUCAGCUUCCUCUUGUUCCUUUGCUAAAGGAACGACUGAUUGAAGUGAGAAACAUUAUUAUUGAUGCAAAAUCUGGAGUAAGUGGUGCAGGACGUGGUGCAAAGGAGGCAAAUUUGUAUACUGAAAUUGCUGAAGGCAUACAUUCUUAUGGAAUUACUAAGCACCGUCAUGUCCCUGAAAUUGAACAAGGGCUCAACGAUGUAUCAUCUUCAAAAGUGGUUGUUAGUUUUACACCACAUCUAAUGCCAAUGAGCCGAGGCAUGCAGUCAACCAUAUAUGUGGAAAUGGCCUCUGGAGUGACAACUGAAGACUUGUACCAAUGCUUAAGUAGCUAUUAUGAGAAUGAAGAAUUUGUGGUUUUGUUGGAGAAAGGAGCAAUUCCUCAUACUAGAAAUGUCCGAGGAUCAAAUUACUGCUUCAUGAAUGUAUUUGAUGACCGGAUUACUGGAAGAGCAAUAAUAGUCUCUGUUAUUGACAAUUUGGUGAAAGGAGCUUCAGGGCAAGCACUGCAAAACCUUAAUCUGAUGAUGGGAUAUCCUGAGGGCACUGGAUUGCGUUAUCAACCACUCUUCCCGUGAGACCAGUUAUUUUGGGCUUCAUAUGAUUUUGCCAGGUCGAAAUGCCUGACUGGCUUGUGUUGCUUGCUGUCUGCACACUGUAAUGAAGUGAUAGGCAAGCAAGUGCAAAGGUAAUUACUCCUCCCGAGAAGCUCACUAUUACGGAUAAUAAGGGGACAGCCUGUAUCCAUUUCCGUGAUCUCUGGAUUCUGUGGCUAGGUCGCUACAAAAUCUGUGGACUUCACAAGUCUCCACGUUAUUUAUUGUUGUAUUUUCUACAUGCUCGAUGAGCUCAUCAUCGGCGUGUUUUCUCAUGUUUCAAAUAACUGUGUCCUCGUAAUUAAGAUAGCUCUUUGCUCCA